AGACAGGCAGGAAGCUGGGCAGCUGAAUAAGGCCCCGCUGUCAGACAGGCAGUAAGCCGGGCAGCUGAAUAAGGCCCCACUGUCAGACAGGCAGGAAGCUGGGCAGCUGAAUAAGGCCCCACUGUCAGACAGGCAGGAAGCUGGGCAGCUGAAUAAGGCCCCACUGUCAGACAGGUUGGUGAGGGGAGUUGGUAUCCGCCCUGCACAGACAUGGGAACACCUCAAAAAGAUGUUACUAUCAAGUCUGAUGCACCAAAAACCCUCCUCCUUGAGAAGCACGCCCAGUACAUCGAAUCCUAUGGAGCAAAGAAGGAUGAUUAUGAAUAUUGCAUGUCGGAAUACUUAAGGAUGAGCGGUGUUUACUGGGGACUAACUGUUAUGGAUCUUAUGGGAGAGCUGCAUCGUAUGAACCGGGAAGAAAUCCUAGCUUUUAUCAAGUCGUGCCAGCAUGAUUGUGGUGGAUUUAGCGCCAGUUUAGGUCAUGAUCCCCAUCUUCUGUAUACUCUAAGUGCUGUACAGAUUCUCACACUUUAUGAUAGCCUUUCUGUGGUUGAUGCAAUUAAAAUUGUUGAAUAUGUCAAAAGCUUACAACAAGAAGAUGGCUCUUUUGCUGGAGACAAAUGGGGUGAAAUUGAUACUCGCUUCUCUUUCUGUGCAGUGGCAACACUGGCACUGUUGGGGAAGCUGGAUGCUAUUAACAUGGAAAAAGCUAUUGAAUUUGUGUUAUCCUGCAUGAACUUUGAUGGGGGUUUUGGCUGCAGACCAGGCUCUGAAUCCCACUCCGGACAGAUCUAUUGUUGCACAGGAUUCUUGGCCAUCACCGAUCAGUUACACAAAAUAAAUGCGGACCUACUAGGCUGGUGGCUGUGUGAACGCCAGUUACCCUCUGGAGGACUCAAUGGGCGCCCUGAGAAGCUACCCGAUGUAUGUUAUUCAUGGUGGGUUUUGGCAUCCUUAAAAAUAAUUGGAAGACUGCACUGGAUUGACAGAGAAAAAUUGCGUUUAUUUAUUUUGGCAUGCCAAGAUGAGGAGACUGGGGGCUUUGCGGACAGACCUGGCGAUAUAGUUGAUCCAUUUCACACACUGUUUGGUAUUGCUGGUUUAUCUUUACUGGGAGAAGAAGUAAUUAAGCCUGUUAAUCCUGUAUUUUGUAUGCCUGAAGACGUGCUUCGGCGAAAAAAUGUUCAGCCUGAACUUCUGAGUUAGGGUCGCCAAAGUGCAAGAAAGAAGAUUGUCAACCAGAGCUGCUAUAAAUCCCUUGACUUCAAUGGAUCCGUAUUGUUACAAAGAGCGGAGGGAUGGGAAAAGAUGGUAGCCAACAUGCUACUCUGCAUUGAAAAAAAUCUUUAUUUUUUAUUUUUAUGCCAUUAAAUUAUAUAUUGUUCAAUUACACUUUUGUUGUUAGCAGCCUGUAUUUUAUUUGUUCCCUUAACGAUUUACGAAGGCAGAGUGCAAUACUUUUGUGUUAGGAAGGUGUCUUUGAAGUCAUACAAAUUGACUGCGUGUUUGUAAUGUUUCUGCAUGAAGACCAAUCACACGGUUAUUAGGAAUGUAAUUAGCAAGAGGUUUUACCUCACAAAGUGGCUUUUAGUGUAUGCUGGAAAGGAUGCUUUUAACUUAAUCGUAACCCAAGAUGUGGUGCCUUCUGGGUCUCUUGCUCUAGAGUCUAGGUAAUGGAUAAACACUUUAUAUUGUAAUUCCUUAUAGAAUCUAAAGACUUUGAAUUCAUGGGACUUUCCUAUUAUCUUGUUGGAGGUAGUUGAAAAAGAGACCACAGUGUAAGAGUAUAUCAAUAAAGAUAAGCUAUACUAAAAACGAACAAUCUCGUUCUGAUUCAAAACUUUAUAUAAAUUCUAUUUUCUUGAGCUGAUUCAGUGUUGUAACAGGCUAGCUCAGGAGCCAAUGCAUGUUGUGGCUUAUUCACUAAACUAAUGAAUUAAGACAAUUUGGUAAAAUUGCUAAAAUGGCAUUGAAAUUGGCUAUUUUAGUCUGAAUUUUGCUACUGUUCAAAACCACAAAUCACUUUUUUUGUGACUAAACAAUGUAGUAGUAGUAUUGCUGUGAUGAAAGCAACUCUCAAACUUGUCAGGAGACCUAACGGUGAACAGACAGGGAAGUUGGAAAUUAUAUGAUGGUGAAAAAUAAAAUAAAAAAAACACCAUUUAGCUUAGGCAUUUGUUACAUCGGGUCUUAUCAAACCUGCUAGAUGUAGCCAAAACAAUUCAACAGGUCAUACUAGCAAUUAUUGCAAUUACAGGUCAGUAUCCUCACAAAACGGUAUACAAGUAAACUAUUUACUAAUUUACCCUGUUUUAUAUAUCCCUGUAAAUCCUGAAAGUUUUUAUGGGAUUAACUAAACAAGAAACUGUCAUCUCUGGAAAAGACAGUCUUUUAACCAAACUUCUGGAAUAAAAGGGAAUCAUGACAUGUCACACAUGUCAUGUGUCCUUAAGGUGUUAAAGGUUUACGAGCUACAUUUUGUGUAAAUCCACUUCAUUUGCUUGAAAAAUCAAUUCGUGGCUGAGCCUCGUGGGAGUUGUAACUGCUGGAAUGAUACUGUUGUCUAUCAUGCUGUAAAAGAUGUAUUGCUUUCCAUAUCCCAUUCACAUCCCUUUUUUAGAGGGGGAACAAAGUUAUUACAUUCAUGGCAAACCUCUGAUGUUGUACAAUUGUAAGGUGUCAUAAUAAUUGUAAAGUGUCCUUAAUGGUUUUUAAAAUGUUGAGUAGAUAACACUGGCAAUGUUAGUUAUUCAGAUUGCAUUACAUGGUAAUAUAGAUUUUAUUGAAGUAUAUUUCUCAUCCGGUAGCAUAGUAAUUUGGCAAUAAUGCAGAAAAAAAAUGAAGUCUUCUCUGACAGAUUAGCCCCUUUGCAGCUAAGCGUUACAAUAUAAUUGUGGAAGGUAAAAAUUUGAAUUUUUUUUUUUUCUUUUCAGAAUUCAGGGAUUGCAUUUCCCUUUUGUGAAGUGUAUAUAAAUGUAUAAUAAAGAACUUGCACCUUGAGUCCAGGUUUAUGAGUAAUAAAACCUAAUUAAGUAUU
Messenger RNA from Pelobates fuscus (common spadefoot toad), 3037 nucleotides. It is a transcript of the gene RABGGTB, whose product is annotated as Rab geranylgeranyltransferase subunit beta. The transcript has 9 exons. Gene Ontology annotation, cellular component: Rab-protein geranylgeranyltransferase complex. Gene Ontology annotation, molecular function: Rab geranylgeranyltransferase activity. Bases 211 to 1206 code for a protein of 331 amino acids. Gene Ontology annotation, biological process: protein geranylgeranylation. The record is from RefSeq and is a predicted model, not a curated record. Lineage: Eukaryota; Metazoa; Chordata; Amphibia; Anura; Pelobatidae.